AUGAAGCUGAUGAGGGACUUCCUGGGGAAAGGCCAUUCCCUGUUCAUGGAUAAUUUUUAUAAUAGUUUUGUCUUAUCAUCCAAACUUUUACGUCAUUCAACCUACACUACCGGCACCCUACGCAUCGACAGACUCCAUACACCUCCAGCGGUGAAGGCAAAGGCAUUGGGCAAAGGUGAAACGAUAGCAAACUAUGCCCAAAGUGUCAUGAUUGGAAAAUGGAGGGAUAAGCGGACGGUGACCUACAUCUCCACACAAUAUGACAACGAGAUGGUCCAAACCACCAACCGGAGAAAACAAAAACGAACGCUGCCAAAACCAAUCAUGUACUACAACUCUUACAUGAAGGGGACUGACCGCUUGGACCAAAUGGUAUCGUAUUACCCCUGUGAGCGCAAGACCCUGCGAUGGCACAAGAAAAUUUUUGUGCACUUUCUCCAGGUUGUUGUUGUAAAUUCUUUUUAUCUGUACAACAUGUACAACUCAGAUAGGCUGUACCUGUAUGACUUCCGAGUUCGUGUACUUGAAGACCUGCUCCCUCCAAAGGAAGCCCCACUGCUCAUCACACCGACUCGCAACAGCAUGCAUCGUCUCUCCAAAUCAAUGAAGCGCAAAGGAAACGGCAAGUCAGUUACCCGGAGGUGCCGCGUUUGCUACCAAGAAGGCAAGCGUAAGGAAACAGUAUACUAUUGUGCAGUGUGCCCUGACGAACCAGCUCUGUGUGAACUCGGUUGCUUUGAUAAGUAUCACGAGGGCAAAUAA
Molecule: messenger RNA, 762 nt
Organism: Homalodisca vitripennis (glassy-winged sharpshooter)
Lineage: Eukaryota; Metazoa; Arthropoda; Insecta; Hemiptera; Cicadellidae
Product: piggyBac transposable element-derived protein 4-like
Exons: 1
Coding region: 1-762 (253 amino acids)
Source: RefSeq, a predicted model, not a curated record